Messenger RNA from Moesziomyces antarcticus, 3330 nucleotides. Its product is annotated as drug:H+ antiporter. The coding region runs from base 1 to 3330 and encodes 1109 amino acids. Lineage: Eukaryota; Fungi; Basidiomycota; Ustilaginomycetes; Ustilaginales; Ustilaginaceae. The record is from RefSeq and is a predicted model, not a curated record. The transcript has a single exon. Gene Ontology annotation, molecular function: transmembrane transporter activity. Gene Ontology annotation, biological process: transmembrane transport.
AUGCUCCGUGCGACAACAGGCUGGGCCGUCAACAAGCUGGCCGCCUUUGUAUUUCCGCUCCAGCUUGCCGAUCGACCACGGUCAACGCUCGAUGGCGUGGUUCCGCCAAAAGCACCUUCUGCCUCUGCUGGAUGCUACGCCUUCAAUGCAGGUGGGUCUGUUCCCAGCAAGGCGCCGGACGCUGUCGCCUUCGAAGCGCGCUACUGGCCGCUCGUCCAUCCUCCUCGCAACAAUGCCGAGGCGCAACAGCUCUAUAAUCACAUCCGCACCGUCGCCUGGUACCUCGACUCGAUACCCUUCCUCGGCUCUCGACUGCCCUUCAACAUUGGCAUCGAAUCCAUCCUUGGCGUGAUCCCAGGCAUCGGCGACUACAUCGGACUGGCUUUGGGCCUCUAUCAGAUCCUGCUCUGCUCGCUGUUCGGCGUGCCGCUGUCGUUGCUGCUGUGGAUGUUGGUCAACGUCGUCGUCGACUGCAUCAUCGGAAUCUUGCCCUUACUCGGUGACGCGCUCGACGUCCUUUUCAAGGCCAAUCUGCGCAACCUGCGGCUGCUCGAGGACCAUCUCUACGAAUCGCGUGGCAGGUGUGGAGCAGGCGUCUUCUACAUCCAAUUCCCACCCAACGACGUCUUCUUGACCCCAGGGCGUUCCAGCACUCCAUCGCGAAACAUCACCCGUCCGUCUCGAGCUCCAUUCAAUCACCCGCUCGCACCUCCCUCAUCGAGCAAGACAUCCACGCCGACCUUCUAUCUGAGCCUGCCAGCCUCCGUGGCAGGUCAACCGGCAAGCAAUAGCUCGGGCUCUGCAGCACCUCCGAUCAGAUCGCCGGAUCAUUCCCACGCACCGUCUCAGGAAGAAAGUGGAACAGCACAAACUUCAACGGACCCGAAUCUGCAGAUGAACAAGGCCGAUACCGCUGUUGCAUCGGCCAAAGUCGAGGCCUAUGCCAUCCCAGAAGAAUCCAGCACGUCGACAAGGCAUCGAGAUACCAUUCGCGACUACGGUCAAGGCACGUCGAGCUCGGAAGCGGAGGCGCCGGCUUUGGACGGUAACGACGCAGAGCGUGCUGAACGCGGCGGUCGCUCAAAGUCGCGUGCGAAUGCUGCGCCACCCUAUCAUCCUGAUGGCUUGCCCAGCGACCACACUGCCGACUCGGCGAUGGAAGACGCUGUGAACGUUGGAAAACAGCCCCUGCACCUGGCUGAAAUGGAGCGUCCGCGUGUGUCUUGGAGCGAUGCGGCAUGGACGGCACGCUCGCAGCUGCUCAAGGCGGACGACAAGCGACCGAGCCUCGACGCCUUUUCCGACGACGGGUCGGAUGUCAACGAAGUGCCCGAGGACCAGCGGCUGCUGAAAAACGGGCGGCUGGAGCGCGAGCAAGACGCGGACGAUGCGCGCGCGCUGUGGCGCAAGCGGAGAGGACUGUACCUACUCGUGUACUCGGCCAUCUUUUGCGUUGCGUACGUGUCGUCGCUCGACUCCAACACGGGCUACCUCUACCUCAACUUUGCAUGCAGCGAGUACGGUGCGCUUGCGUCGUUCAGCACGGUAGCGAUUGUGCAGCAGAUGGUGUUUGCGAUCGCCAAGCCGCCGAUUGCCAAGCUGUCGGAUGUGGUGGGUCGUCCGCAGGCGUACGUGCUUUCGCUCUGUUUCUACGUGUGCGGCUACCUGGUUGUUGCGUCGACGAGCUCGCUGCGAUCGCUCAUCGGCGGCAUCUGCCUGCAGUCUGCGGGCACGACGGGCAUCCAGGUGCUGCAGUCGAUCAUCAUUGCGGACACGACGACGGCCAAGUGGCGUGGGCUGGUGAUUGGCAUUGUCAAUCUGCCGUUCCUGAUCAACUUUGCGGUGGCGGGGCCGAUGGUGGAUCUGGUCAUGCGUCACGGCGGCUGGCGGUUCGGAUUUGCGAUCUGGACGGUGGUGAUGCCGCUGGCAGCGACGCCGCUGUUGUUGACGCUGCUGGUGGGCCAGCGACGGGCGCAGCGGGCGGGGCUGGCGACGCGAAGCUGGCUGAGGGACAAGCCAUGGCGGUCUGCGCUGCGGCAGCUGGCGACGGAGCUGGAUGUGGUAGGGCUGCUGCUUUUCACGGGUGGCUGGCUGCUGAUUCUGCUGCCGUUGACGCUGGCUGGGCAUGGCGAGCGGCAGGCAGAGGUGCCGAUGGCGACGUUCAUCGCGGGUGGCGUGGGGCUGCUGGUGGUGUUUGGCUGGUGGGAGACCCGGGCGUCGGUGCCGAUCCUGCCGUACCAGUUCUUGACCAACAGUGCGGUGGUGUGCACGUGCGUGGUCGGGGUGCUGGAUUUUGCGUCGUUCUACAUUUCCUGGACGUUUCUGUCGAGCUUUGUGCAGAUCCUCAAGGGAUGGGACCAGACGCGGACGGGCUACUUUGCCACGACGCAGAACGUGACGUCGACGAUCACGGGGAUUGUGGUGGGAUCGUUGAUGGCGAUGACGAGGCGGUACAAGGUGCUGCUGGUGAUCGGGCUGGUGGUGCGGCUGUUGGGCGUGACGCUGAUGGUGCGGUAUCGGACGGCGGAGGAUCCGACGUACAUGCUGGUGCUGUGCCAGCUGCUGCAGGGGAUCGGGGGUGGAUCGAUCGCGAUUACGAUGCAGGUGGCGGUGCAGGUGACGGUGCGGCAUGCGGAUGUUGCGAUUGUGACUGCGCUGGAGCUGCUGACGACCGAGAUCGGGGCGGCGAUCGGAUCUGCGACGGCGGGAUGGCUGUUCCAGACGUACUUGCCGGCCAAGCUUGCAACGAAUCUGCCGGGCAUGGACGCGGAGGAGCUGAAGCUGGUGUACGGCAGUCUGCAAAAGGCGCUGAGCUAUCCGCUGGGGACGGCGGAGCGCGAUGGCAUCAUCCAGUCGUGGGUGGAGGUGAUGCGGAUGCUGAGCAUUGUGGCGACGGUGACGCUGGUGCCUGCGGUGCUGUUUGGGCUGGCGAUCCCGGAUACGGCGUUGCCGGAUGUGCACGGCGGCGCGCAAAGCCAUCACCACCACCACCACCAUCAUCACCACCAUCGGCACGAGAGUCAUCAUCACCAUCAUCACGGCACACGUCGAGGCGAUCGACGAAGUGUCCGUCGACGGCCGUCGUUCCUGUCGACGAGCCGACCUUCGUCGCCGCUCGAGGUGCGCGCGGGCUAUGCGGAUCCGACGCUGGCGAUGGGCGUGGGAGCAUCUGCGGAGGGCAAUGCCACUGCAGGCUUUCUCAGUGCGGCGGGUGCGGGAUCCAAGCGGAGCCGAUCGGUGUCGCGCAAUCGGGCGAGUGGGCCCGACGCGAGAGAGGAAGCGGAGCUGCAGCGCAAGAAGCCGCGAUCACGGCGGGCCGUGCUGCCGUAG